AUGACAAAUCGUCAAACUUCUGUAAAAAUGGAGGAUCAAUCGAAACUUUUAGAAGAAGCUUCGAACGUUGUUAAAGUUCAAGCAUUUCAAAUGAAAAAAUGCUUGGAUAAUAGCAAACUCAUGGACGGUUUAAAACAUUGCUCAACGAUGUUGGCUGAGCUUCGUACAUCUGCUUUAACUCCAAAAAACUAUUAUGAACUCUAUAUGGCAAUUUUUGACGCUCUCCGGCACCUAACAACUUAUCUCAAUGACGCACAUAAUUCUGGAAAGCAUCACCUUGCUGAUCUUUAUGAGUUGGUUCAAUACGCGGGAAAUAUCAUUCCACGUUUAUAUCUCAUGAUUACUGUCGGUAGUGUAUAUAUGUCACAAAAGGACGCUCCCGUGAAAGAAAUCAUGAAGGAUAUGAUGGAGAUGUCUCGUGGUGUACAACACCCAACGCGCGGGCUAUUCUUGAGACAUUAUUUGAGUGGAAUGACCAGGGAUUCAUUACCAAUUGGAAUUGAUAAUGGCCCUCAAGGAAACCUUCAAGAUUCAAUUUCUUUUAUUAUCACUAAUUUUAUUGAGAUGAACAAGCUUUGGGUACGCUUGCAACAUCAAGGUCACUCGCGGGACCGAGAAAAACGUGAGAUGGAACGAAAAGAACUUAGAAUUUUGGUUGGAACAAAUUUAGUUCGAUUAAGUCAGUUGGAAGGCGUUGAUUUGCUGCUAUACGAGAAGACUAUACUGCCGGCUAUUUUAGAACAAGUUAUUAAUUGUAAAGACGUUAUCGCGCAAGAGUAUUUAAUGGAAGUGAUCAUUCAGGUGUUCCAUGAUGAUUUCCAUCUUCGUACACUUGGACCAUAUUUGUCAGCCACAGCACAGCUUCAUCCAAAAGUUAAUGUUAAGCAAGUCGUAAUUGCACUUAUAGAUCGUCUAGCUGCAUAUGCUGCUCGUGAAGCCGAUUCUGAACCACCUGAAGUAAUUAAGCGUCAGGAGGAAGAAGCCGCUACAAGGCUUGCGGAAAAAUUGAAAAGACAAAACAUUGGAGGGUAUCAUGAUAUAGAUGAUGAGUCACAAUCAAAUGAAUCUUUUUCACAUGAAGAGACGAGGGAAGAUACUGAAGAAACAUAUGGGAAUGAAGAUUAUGACCAGGCAUCUGAGACCCAGCCAGAUAAGAUCAAACAACAGGAUAGAAUUGAUGAACCCAAGAAAUUCCGUGGUAUCCCUGAGGAUGUUAAACUCUUUGAAGUUUUUUGGGGACAAAUUGUUGAUUUGGUUAAGGCUCGUCCGGACUUAUCGAUUCAAGAUAUCACUGCCUUGUUGGUAUCUUUAGUUAAUUUAUCAUUGAGUUGCUACCCUGACAAGAUUGAAUAUGUUGACCAAGUCAUUGAAUUCGCCAAGCAGAAAGUUUUAGACUUCCACGAUAGUCCCGAUCUUCAUAGUUCUAUCACAGCUUCAAAUUUACUUAACCUUCUAUUAGCUCCAAUAAAAUCAUACACCACAUCUCUUACUCUACUUGCUUUACCUAAUUACGCUGCUCUUCUGGCAGUUCAGCCUUUCCAAACACGUCGUUCGGUUGCUCAAGCAAUUGUCGCUUCUAUUCUAAAAAAUGAGACCAUUAUUGAAACGCCUGAAGAAGUUAGUGGAAUUUUAGACCUUUGUAACGUUCUCAUUCGUGACCAAAAGGACGCGACACUUUCAAGUCCAUUCAGUGGUCUUACAAGUGGAAGAAGUACAAGGUCAAAUGGUGUUCCACCAAUUAUGGAUCCUGAAGAAUUUGCAGAGGAACAAGGAUGGCUUGCAAGAAUUAUUCACUUAUUCAAGAGUAGUGAUCCUGAUAACCAAUUUUUGCUCCUUUCAACUGCUCGUAAACAAUUCAACGAAGGUGGCGAAAGGAUACGAUACACAUUUCCUCCCCUUAUUGUAUCUGCAGUGAAGUUGGCAAGGAGGUACCGGAAUCUUGAAGAUCAAGCAAAUGGAUGGGAUAAGAAAACCUCAACUCUUUUCAAAUUUAUUCAUCAAGUUAUAUCAAUUCUGCAUAUGAAAGUUGAAUGUUCAGAUAUAUGCUUACGAUUGUUUCUCCUAGCGGGACAAAGUGCAGACGAGUGUGGUUUCGAAGAAAUUUGCUACGAAUUUUUCGUACAAGCAUUCACCAUUUAUGAAGAAUUCAUUUCCGAGUCACGUGCCCAGUUCCAAGCCAUCACACUUAUUAUUGGUACUUUACAUACCACUCGUGUAUUUGGUAAAGAGAAUUACGAUACUCUGAUUACCAAAUGUGCUUUGCAUGGUAGUAAAUUGUUGAAAAAACCUGAUCAAUGUCGAGCAGUGUAUCUAUCUAGUCAUUUAUGGUGGGCCACUGAGAUGGAAGGGAGAAGAAUUAAACCGGCGGAGGAAUUAUUUCGAGAUGGUAAGAGGGUUCUUGAAUGCUUACAGAAAGCACUCAAAAUCGCAGAUUCUUGUAUGGACUCGGUUACGAAUGUAGAAUUGUUCGUGGAAAUUUUGAAUAGAUAUAUAUAUUACUUUGAAAGAAAGAACGAAGCCGUUAAUGUGAAAUAUCUUAACGGGUUGAUAGAUUUAAUCAAUACAAAUCUAACAAACAUGGAUAACCCAGAUCAACACCCCCCAACAUCUGCCUCUUCAGCACUUGUUGAACCGGAAGGCAAUGUUUCCGAAUUUGUUGUUAGGCAUUUCAAAUCUACGUUGUUACAUCUUAAUACACGCAAAGAUGCUGUACUCGCAGCUAAAGUUCAAGGAGACAUGUAUCAACAAGAUUAUGACGAAAUUGAUACUAGUAUUACGUUUGGAAGAUAA
Molecule: messenger RNA, 2790 nt
Organism: Funneliformis mosseae
Lineage: Eukaryota; Fungi; Glomeromycota; Glomeromycetes; Glomerales; Glomeraceae
Source: the annotation of a GenBank genome assembly